Messenger RNA from Caenorhabditis briggsae, 219 nucleotides. The record is from RefSeq and is a predicted model, not a curated record. The transcript has 3 exons. NCBI's taxonomy places the organism in Eukaryota, Metazoa, Nematoda, Chromadorea, Rhabditida, Rhabditidae. Bases 1 to 219 code for a protein of 72 amino acids.
AUGAUUCGCGGAUUCUUGAUGUGCUUCUUCCUUUUGGCUACUGUCAUUUGUGUCAGCAAUGCGUACACUCUGGACUAUGAGGUUCCAGAGAGACAAGUCCGCAGCGACGUUCCAUCAGUAUUCUUCUCGCCAUUCCGUAUGGUUGGAAAGAGGAAUCAGUUUUAUGGGCUUUAUAAGCAACUUGGCAAUGCCAAACGCGAGUCCGCUUCGUUUGAUUGA